AUGCGCAGUGCGCUGGCGGCCGGGCGCGCUUGCGCAGUCACCUGCCGCUGGCCGCCCCCCCCCCCGGUACAUCCGGGUCAGCGCACGCCCGCCCGCACGGCCGGUGCCCGCGGUGCUGUGCGGCCGCUCCCCCCCUCCCCCGCUCCCCCCUCCCCGCGCGCGCUCCCGCCGCCCGCGCGCGCUCCCGGCGCGCUCCCGCCACCCGCGCGCGCCGCUCCGUCGCUGCUCCGGCCGAGCGGGGGAGGCGGCGGCUCCGGCUCCGCCCGCAUCGCGGGGCGGCUCGAUUGUGAGGACGAGCUGCUGCAUCAAUAAUCUGAAGGAGAGUUCUCUGUUAAGACUACAAGAAGAUACUACUAACUGACUGGAGGCCAAGAACAGAGUUCAGCACUGGCUGUAGAUGCCCAACCUACAGAAUCUGAAAAGGAAAUUUAUAAUCAGGUGAAUGUAGUGUUAAAGGAUGCAGAAGGAAUACUGGAAGACUUGCAGUCAUAUAGAGGAGCUGGCCAUGAAAUACGAGAGGCAAUACAGCAUCCAAAUGAUGAGAAGCUGCAAGAGAAGGCAUGGGGUGCAGUUGUUCCACUAGUAGGCAAACUAAAGAAAUUCUAUGAAUUUUCUCAAAGACUAGAGGCCGGGCUGCGGGGCCUGCUGGGCGCCCUGACCAGCACUCCGUACUCCCCAACGCAGCACCUGGAGCGAGAGCAGGCUCUUGCCAAGCAGUUUGCAGAAAUUCUUCACUUCACACUCCGAUUUGAUGAGCUCAAGAUGACAAAUCCUGCUAUACAGAAUGACUUCAGCUACUAUAGAAGAACUCUGAGCCGUAUGAGGAUUAACAAUGUCCCAGCAGAGGGAGAAAAUGAAGUAAAUAAUGAGUUGGCAAACAGAAUGUCUUUAUUUUAUGCUGAAGCAACGCCAAUGUUGAAAACCUUAAGUGAUGCCACAACAAAGUUUGUGUCAGAGAAUAAAAAUUUACCGAUAGAGAACACAACAGAUUGCUUAAGCACCAUGGCCAGUGUGUGCAGGGUCAUGCUGGAAACCCCUGAAUAUAGAAGCAGGUUUACAAAUGAGGAAACAGUAUCAUUCUGUCUGAGGGUAAUGGUGGGUGUCAUCAUACUCUAUGACCACGUGCAUCCGGUGGGCGCUUUUGCCAAAACUUCAAAAAUUGAUAUGAAAGGAUGCAUCAAAGUUCUUAAAGACCAGCCUCCUAACAGUGUAGAAGGCCUUCUAAAUGCUCUCAGGUACACAACAAAGCAUUUGAAUGAUGAGACUACCUCCAAGCAAAUUAAAUCCAUGUUGCAAUAACAAUUACCUGGAAUUCGCACCUGCUGUAGACAGUAUUCUGCAAUGACUGAGAUGCACAGAUUUUUUUUUUUUAGUGAUUGCAACUACUAUCUCGUUCAUUCUCGCUUUUUAUUUUCUCUCUUCCUGUUUACUCUUUUUUUUAAUCACUUCCUUGUACCUAAGUAAGCUCAGACUUCUUUUCUGUGCCAAAUCAAUGAAAUUAUCAAUUCUGGAAAGUAUUUCUACUUUUCAGAAUAGCCAUCCUAAGUGGCAGCUAAUUAUGCGUUGCAUUUGGAUUUCUCUGUACUGGGGAAAGAUUUGUGACUUGAACUAAAUAUUUUUAAACUUGUGGUUUUUUUCUUUUUUUGAAAAACUAAUAUUUAAUAUUGCUUCUUCUGCAUGGCAAGACUGCCUACUUCUGCUAUUUAAAAAUCCCUUGAUGACUUCAUUUUCUAUUGCAGCUUAUUUUCAUGUGCAACCAUGAGGAAACUAAAAGCAGAUUUGUUUAAAUUAACUGUGUUUGUACAAAAUGGUACCCAACACAAAAGUUUUUUUAAAUGAGUAAAAACUGUUUUGUUUAAAAGUUACGUUUGCAUUUUGACUCAUUUUUGUAAGGAUGUAUGUUGUAUGUUUAACCUUUAAUAACUAACGUUAAACUGUGGUGUGUGCGUAGCAAAAUUACGUAUGCAUGUUCAUGUCAAAUGAUUGGCUGUGGAUAAGAUAAUAAAAUCAGCUUUCAUUUUUCUAAGUGUGGUUUGAUUUACCAGUAUUUUGAGUGAGAUGUCUUCGUGCUCUUUGGAUUUUUACAAAAAAAUAAAUUUAUAAAUUUUA
Zonotrichia leucophrys gambelii is the source of this 2109-nucleotide messenger RNA. It is a transcript of the gene CYRIB, whose product is annotated as CYFIP related Rac1 interactor B. Lineage: Eukaryota; Metazoa; Chordata; Aves; Passeriformes; Passerellidae. Gene Ontology annotation, molecular function: small GTPase binding. Gene Ontology annotation, biological process: positive regulation of T cell activation; regulation of actin filament polymerization. The record is from RefSeq and is a predicted model, not a curated record.